This is a messenger RNA of Aspergillus welwitschiae, 2529 nucleotides long. RefSeq names its product deadenylation-dependent mRNA-decapping factor PAT1. Gene Ontology annotation, molecular function: RNA binding. Lineage: Eukaryota; Fungi; Ascomycota; Eurotiomycetes; Eurotiales; Aspergillaceae. The transcript has 3 exons. Gene Ontology annotation, cellular component: P-body. Gene Ontology annotation, biological process: P-body assembly; deadenylation-dependent decapping of nuclear-transcribed mRNA. The record is from RefSeq and is a predicted model, not a curated record. The coding region runs from base 1 to 2529 and encodes 842 amino acids.
AUGUCCUUCUUCGGUUUCAAUACCACCCUGCCUAGGGAUCGAGCUCCUGCGGGCGAACAGAGGGGUAUCUUCGACACCCCUGAUCCGUUCGCCGAAGUCGCCCGCGCCAGACUGGCAGCAAACUUCCAAAGCGGCGAGGAUGACGACGUCAUCGACUUUGAGGAUACGUACGACGGCCUAGGAGACCAACUGGACGAUGACCAGGAUGCGUUCAACGAUGACACGUUUGGUGGCGGCUUCGACACCGGCCCGGUUGGAAAGGAUUUCGACUUCUUCGGAAAGACUGCUCAGGUCGCCGAUGUGAUCGGGGAGGAGCAGAUCCGCUACAGCCUUCAAAAACCCGGUGCGCCUGCGACCGCGCCUUCGCAGCCCACCGCCGAUACUGCUCUGCCAGACACUACGGCCCAGAAGCCCAAACGGUCUGGCUAUGAGAAGUACAACGACCCGGGUUACAUCCCCGACCUUCAGGCCAAGUCUAGCGUCUGGGGCAUGUCGAAGAAGCCGGAACAGCAGCUCCAGCAACAGCAGCUCCAGCAACAGCAGCUCCAGCAACAGCUGCAACAGCUGCAGCAGCCCACGCCUCAGAUGGUAGCGCAAGCGAAGAAGAUGCUGAGUCUCGAGGAGGUGGAAGCGCAGCUGCGGAGACAGGGUCCGACUUCGCUGCCCGCCCAAAUCCCGCUGUCCCUUCCGCAGUCGAUGCCAGAGCCCACUCAGCCUCUCCAGCGAGCUCAGAUGCCCCCUCUGCCCGAAGGCUUCCCGCAGCUGCCGCCUGAGAUUCUACAGGCCCAGUUCGCCAAGGGAGUGCCACCGGCGCAGUUGUUGCACCAGCCACCCAUGGUUCCAGAGCCGUAUCCGCUUCCUCCAAAUCUGCCGAUACAUAUGCUGCAAAAUGCCAACUUGCCGCCUCAGCACAUGGUGCCUCCCCAACGUCAGGCGAUGCCACCGGCGGCUCAGCGACCCCAGCAGCAGCAACCGCCCCUACCUCAAGCUCCCCGUGGUAACAACGCGCAAUUGCCAGUGAUUACCAACUCUCAGCAGUUGAUGCACCUGACGGAAGAGCAGCGCGUAGCGUACCUGAUGGAAGAUGCCAAGCGUGCGAAGCGCAACCACAAGAUCUUCCUUCUAUCCAGGGGCAACGGGCUGAUGACCCCGCAAGACAAGAACUUCAUCACCCGAAUCCAGCUUCAGCAACUAGUCGCUGCUGCUGGCAACGUGGCGGACUCUGAUGCAGAAGCGGUCUUGGCAGAGGACUUCUACUAUCAGGUUUACAGCCAGAUCCGGGGUGCGCCGCGGCAACACCCACACCAACCUCUCGGUCACUUUGCGCAGACAUACCUCCUCCAGACAGGCAACAGACUCGGGGGCCAUGGCUCUCGCCGGCAGUUUCAGAGCGCCGACAAUCACAUGCAGAGAAUGCAGCAGCAGGUCCAGCGUGCGGUGGAGGCCGCUAAGCAGAAGCCUAAGAACAAGCAGCUUAUCAUCGAGGGCAGCUUGGGUAAGAUUUCUUUCAGCAACGCCAAGACGCCAAAGCCCAUGCUCAACAUCAAGCGUCCGGAGAGCUCGGAAGGCGCUAAGACGGUGAAAAAGCCGCACACCGAUUUGAGUGUUAGCGACCGCAAAUCAGUCCUGACCAACCUUGAGAGCGUUUACAGCACGCUUAUGGAUAUGGAGGACAUGGAGCGCACGAUGCCUCCCCCGCCAGAUGAGAAUGAUCCCGAGGCCAUUCAGAAGCACAUGGAAUGGAGACAGAAGAUCCGCUCGCUCAACCAGAAGUUGUGGCGCGACCUUAAGGUCAUGGAACCCAUUGUCCCCAACACCAACACUCCCCAUCCGUUCAUUGCCUUCCUUGCUUAUCCCAAGGGCAAGAAGGCCAUCCCCCGCAUUUUCCGCCACAUUGAUCAGGAGCAGCGUGUUACUAUUCUUACUAUGAUCGUUGUGCACUUGGAUUCUCUGGACGUCGUCCGGCGCGCCCAGCCUGUUCCGGGUGAGACCCAGCCCUCUCUGGCCGUUCGGGAAGCCAUUGAGCUUUUCUCUCAGGCCGUCAUGCCCAGUCUUCUGGGGUACGUCAACGAGGCGCCAUUCAAUAUUAUCAUUGGCUUGCUGGGACUUGUCAUUGCGCAGACGCAUGUCCAGAUGAUCGCGAGGACCCGCAUUGGACUUGGAAUCUUGACCAUGCUUCUCAGUCGGGCCGAAAUCGUGAAGGAGGCUGGACAGGCUACAGAGCGGGACUGGCAGCAGUGGGUUGAGAAGUUCAAUGUGCUGUUUGACACCCUUGAACCUACGUUUGCAGAUAUCUUCCCCAGCUCGAUCAAUGCUGGCGACGACAUGUAUGUGUGGCAGUUCUUGGCUGCAGUUGGUAUCGGAGCUAGCCCCGAACAACAGCAACGCCUUGUUAUUGCGGUUAAGGACCGGGUGAUGGAGACGGUGACUUACAGCAAGACGCUUCCUGCCGAUAUGGCCAGUGCGCGUCUUGGCAACGUCAACCUUUUCAUGCGGGCUAUUGGCCUCGAUGUCGAACUUCUAGGUUAA